AUGGGUGUUCAAGGUCUUUUGGGCAUCCUUAAAUCAGCAAGUCUUGAAACUAAUAUUAGCCAAUACAAGGGGAAAACAGUUGGUAUAGAUGGUUAUGCAUGGCUCCAUCGCGGUGCCAUUUCAUGUGCGCGAGACUUAGCUACAGGCAAAUAUACAACACGAAUAGAAAAGUCUCGUGAAAGUUCUCGAGCUGAAUGUUUGGAACAAGGCAUUAUUUUGCUUAGACGUGGACAGUCUCAAGAAGCAGAAAAAUUCUUUCAAAAAGCGGUCGACAUUACCCCAGAGAUUGUGGCGCAAGUCAUUGAGAUUUUAAGGCGAGAAAGCAUUCAAUAUGUUGUGGCUCCUUACGAGGCUGAUGCUCAACUAGUCUAUUUAGAAAAAAUAGGCAUCAUUUCAGCAAUUAUCUCUGAAGACUCAGAUUUACUUGUUUUUGGCGCACGCGUUUUGCUAACUAAAAUGGAUGAGCAAGGAAAGUGUGUUUCGGUUGAGCGUAAAAACUUUAAAAAUUGCAAAGAAUUGGUUCUUGCUGACCUUACAGAUUCCCAGUUUCGUGCCAUGGCUCUAUUUUCUGGCUGUGAUUAUUCAAACGGUAUCCCUCAAAUAGGAUUGAAAAAGGCCCAUUAUUAUAUUCGAAAAUACACAACAGCAGAAAGAGCUUUGAGAUGCUUGAGAUGCGAUGGAUAUGACAUACCGGCAAACUUUGAAAAAGAGUUUGAGCAGGGAGAUACUACAUUUCAAUACCAACGAGUAUAUUCAAUUUCUGAAAAAAAACUUGUUCAUUUAAACGACCCGCCUAUGAAACUAAGUCCUGAAGCCGAAAUAUAUGUUGGUCAAAUGGUUGAAGAUGAAAUAUGUCAAGGUGUGGCAUCCGGUAAUUUAAAUCCCUUCACCAAAAAGUCCAUUAAACAAUCUAUAUUGCAUAAGACCCCAAAGCUUGCUUCUUUAAAUUCUUCUACCACUACCACUACCACUACCACUACUUCUUGGGCUAUACCAGCAACUAAUAAUAGGGUCUCCAUACCAACAACUGCAUCCAAUAAUACUAAAAUUACUGAAUUUUUUACACCAUUGAAACAAAAUAAAGUAAAUCUAGCCAAACAUGCAUCAACUUCAUAUACACCUAAAAUCAGUAGUCGACCAGCAGUUCGUAGUAAUAACAAUGAAACCACUCAACCUUCAAAAACACCAGAAACAGUUCAAAAAUCAUUAGUUCGAAGAAGAAUUGACAGGUUUAUGGGUCCAGCAGAUAAAAAUAGCAUUGCAUCAUCUGCAUCUUCCCAAGCAACUAUUACUGAUCCUAUAUCAUCAACUGCAUUUGAGACGACUUUAGGUAAUACUGAAGAGAAAACCGAGUCAAUAAUUCAAAAAAGUCAAGCUGUCAGCAAGUUUUUUUCUUCUGUUCCAUCGAGAUCAAAAACGGUAGAAGAUUCUUCGGAACCAAAAGUUCAAGAAGACAAAUUUGUUAGCAAUUUUAUUUCUUCUGUCACAUCGAGAUCAACAACUUUGGAUGACUCUUUUAAAUUCCCAUCUGAUUCAGAUUCCGAUGACGACUUUGAUACUUACACUGCACCAUCACAAAAACCAAUUUUCUAUACACCCACAUCUUCAUCUUCAUCUACAACUAAAAAAAAUUUAAACAUUUGGUCUCGUUCUUCUAAAAUUAUUUUUGAAAAAAAAGAAGACAACAAAAUCACUGCUCUUACAACCUCUCAACGAGAAAAGGUGGCAGAUCUCCAAAAAUUUGCAUAUUCAACAGCAUCAUCUACAUCGACAGUCACUCGGAGAUCCAGUGCUAUUCGUUCAAAUGUACAAAUGGGGGUUUCAACUUCAUCCUAUGAGACACCUCAGAGCACAAAACCUAAGACUUUUAAAGUAGCGGAUCCCCGUGAACUGAUUGAUCCAGACUCGGACUCUGGUUCUUCUGAUGUUGAGACUCCAAAGCACAUGCGUGUCAGCCAUAAUGUAAGUUUGACACGUAAGGAUACAAGCAAUUGCUCACACCUACAAAGUCCUACUCGGGGAACACCUACGAAAAAAAUCAGAGUAACGACUACAACUUCUCGUGCAUUAUUUACAACUACUGGGACAGCCUCUUGUAUGGUCAUUGAUGUUGACAAAGAGUCUUCACCUACUCCAUCUUUAGACUCUUUAUCUAGCAUCUCAAAUAAGUUUUCACAGUUUAGUUAUGUCCCAAAGAAAUAG
Magnusiomyces paraingens is the source of this 2202-nucleotide messenger RNA. RefSeq lists its product as uncharacterized. NCBI's taxonomy places the organism in Eukaryota, Fungi, Ascomycota, Dipodascomycetes, Dipodascales, Dipodascaceae. Gene Ontology annotation, cellular component: nucleus. Gene Ontology annotation, molecular function: DNA binding; 5'-3' DNA exonuclease activity; protein binding. The transcript has 4 exons. The record is from RefSeq and is a predicted model, not a curated record. Gene Ontology annotation, biological process: DNA double-strand break processing; DNA recombination; mismatch repair. The coding region runs from base 1 to 2202 and encodes 733 amino acids.